GACCGGAAGUAACUUUUUUUAGACGGAAGAAAGCGGGCAGACAAGUUAGAUGUAGUUCUUGCAGUGUUUCGUCUAAUAUUAGUAGUACUGUUGUAAUCUGCGUGACAGUUUGACUAAACUCUCUGACUUUAUUCCUGUCAAGAUCUUUUUUCAGCCCGUCGGUGGGCUGGGUCGUUUCCUCUGGCUGCGUGUAACCGCGACGUGAUGGAAAGUUAACGUUAGCACUCGGAAAAAUAACGGACUAGCCAGUUAGCUAUCGCCAGCUGUCCCAAUACACAGGACUGGAGCAACUGAUUAACUGGUUAUGACUGUGAUUGUACUUAGUUCUAUUUUUCUUCCGGGGAGAUUUUAUUUUCUCGGUUAAUAUACACAUUUUUUAGCUUACCCAGCAGGUUUUUACCCCACCCCUUCACCGACCAUCAUACGUGUUAACUUAGCAAGUGUGGCUAGCAGAGCUACCUAAAGAAAUACGCUGCUUUAUGCAAGGAAGUGUUUCAACGCGUAUGGACUAACUGUGCUGUCAUAAAGCUGCUAUGGUUCAUAGGUUAACGCUGCUGCUGCCAAGUUAAGUCACUGCCCGUGAGGACAUCCGGUCCACCAUGAAGACCCUCGGACCCAGAAUCUCAUUUUAUGCGGGCUUCGUGGUGGGAACCCUCACGCUGUACGUGUUUCUGCGGCAGCUUUGGUUUGAGAAGACCGUGUCAAUGCAGCAAGUCGGCACCUUCGCUGGAAUUCAGGACUACCAGCAACAGCUCGAGGAGGAAAAGAAAAUGUGGAAGAAAGAGAGGUCUGCACUUUUCAACCUCAAGCACCCUCAUCACAUAGGUGAGGAUAGCAGCAUGGCUGAUGAAUUGUACAAAAAGGUGCGUAUUCUUUGCUGGGUGAUGACUGGACCCAAAAACCUGGAGACGAAAACUCGACAUGUGAAGUACACCUGGAGUCGCCAUUGCAAUAUUGUGGUCUUCAUGAGCUCUGUGGAUGACCCCGACUUCCCCACCGUGGGAUUAGGUACAAAGGAGGGUCGGGAUCAGCUGUACUGGAAAACAAUUCGGGCCUACCAUUAUGCCUAUGAGCAUUAUGCAGAUGAAGCAGAUUGGUUCCUCAAGGCAGAUGACGACACCUAUGUCAUAGUGGACAACCUGCGCUGGGUUCUUGCAAACCACACUCCUGAUGAGCCUAUUUACUUCGGCAGACGAUUCAAGCCCUACACUAAGCAGGGCUACAUGAGCGGUGGUGCAGGCUAUGUACUGAGCAAAGAGGCUUUGCGAAGAUUUGUAGAAGGUUUUAAAAGCAAACAGUGUACUCAUACUACCUCUGUAGAGGACCUGGCAAUGGGGCAGUGCAUGGAGAAAGUUGGGGUGCUGGCUGGAGACUCCAGAGACUCUUUUCAUAGGGAGACAUUUCAUCCCUUUGUCCUUGAGCAGCACCUCACUGCCAAAUUUCCAAAGAGCUUCUGGUAUUGGAGCUACUGCUACUACCCCAUCUCAGAGGGUCCUAACUGCUGCUCGGACAUUUCAGUAUCUUUCCAUUACGUGGAUGCUGUAGGCAUGUAUUUAAUGGAAUAUUACACCUAUCACCUGCGUGCCUUUGGCUACAGAUAUCGCUAUCAGCCUCCCACCCCACCUGGCUACAGGAUAAAGAAGUCAGAAUCCUGGGAUGCUGGGAAAAAAGACAAAAAGCUGGAACAAAAACUAAUCCAUCCAGACCUAUCCAGGACUGACAAGAGACAGAAUGAAGAUCCCCCUCCUGUAGAUGGUAAAGAUGGUCCUCCUGCUGCCGAGGGUAAAUAACAGUUGGACUUUGUGGCAGUUUUUGAGGGUACUGAUCAUUAGGAUUCGCGGUGGAUUUGGGGUUUUGACUGUUUGGGUAUCCGUUCUGAUAAUCAAAGUGAAGUAUAAAAUCCUUGUCCUCUUAGACUGCUAGUGAACUGUGACAGCAAGACUGGGUGUUCUCCAUGCUAAAAGGUGACCUGUGGCUCUGUAUGUCAGUUUUGUCAGGUGUUUUUACAGAUUGUUCCAUAACAGGAAACACCUUUCUAUUGUUCUGAAAACAAAGUAAACCGAUAUUUCCCGUGCAUUUAAAAAAAAAAAAUUACUUUUCUGUUCUUUCAUUUCUUACCACGACAGUCCCACAAACACUUGCUCUACCGCUCUUUAAUGCUUGCUGGAGUUGUUAUGCUUCAGUUCACACUCAUAGCUAUAUGUGCCUGAAACCUGGUUUUUGUCAGAUCACAUUGUUGUUUACGAGAGUUUGAUGCCUCCCAAACACUAGCGUUUAAGGUUGUGCUUAAAAGCCCUUUCACAUAAAAUACAAGGGCAGCAUCUCUUUACUUUUUAGUUUUGGUUGUUUUGUGUUUUGACAAGUUCUUUCUUUGAAGAUAUGUUUUAAACCAAGACCUUGCAUAUGUCUAAAAGGUUUACUUAAGUGAAUUAGCUACACUUAACUCGGAAUAUUUAUUUACCCAUUAGUCUGCAUCUCUUGGUAAACCAGACAUCAGGAAUGGUGAAAAACGGCUGUUAUCUUUUCCUAAAAGCAAAGUGGAUCUCUUUUGAAAUUCCCAUUUUUCCAAGUAAUAGUGAAAAAAAAGUUUUAAAAAAGUGACGAAUAGGUCAAUCUUUUAUUCUCUAUAAAAUGAAACAUUUUGUCCCAUGGAUGGUUAAAUAGCAAUGUAUAUACUCUCAAAAUCUGGCAAAAUAAAUUUUUAUCACACAUUCAGCCUUAAUUAAACAGUAACAGAUAUUAAAAAUGAACUCAGUUGCCAGAUUAUUAGGUAGACGAGAGCUGAAACAGAAUCCAUUAUGAAGUGCUUUCUGUUUAAUUAACUUAUCCAGCUGUGCAAUGCUCAAGCUACACAUAAAACAUGUGUCUGAAACUAGUGUAGAAAGAAGAACUUAUUACAUGUGUGCCUAGGUGUAUCUAAUAAACUGGCAACUGAUUGUAUUAAUAUUUGAUAUAAAAGAUGUCAUACAUUACUAAAUGUAUUGUAGGAAAACAUUGUGACUGCAUACUCCUCAAUAAUGAGGUAUCAGGUGCAGCUAUCUAAAUUUCUACAGUGCAGCCAAAGAUUUCAACACAAGACAACAGUGAAGGCAGUUUGAGCUGUUAUAUGUGGACGGGCUAAUUAGAGACUUAGACUUAGAGACUUAGAGCUUUUUAUUUAAUUGUGCAGUGACUCACGGCACUGGUAGUUUGUUUGCUUUUGUUUUUUUUUAAGAGGACUUUGUUCAGUUAACACGGACUUUCUGAGUAGCGCUGGUUGUGUGUGAACGUCUUCAGCCGGAUGAAGAACAAGUUAGUCAAACUUGUUUUUUCUUCUCUGGAAUGAAAAGUGAUCUUAAUCAACCCACCCACAGCACAUAGUUACCUUUCUGUGUAACGUGCUGCACACAGUUUUCUGCAUCUUCCCACAGUGGAGUCAUUAGCUUGUGCCUUGUAAAUUGAGAUUGUAUGAGCCAGCCAUUAGCUGCACACUUGACUUAGCACUGUGACAUGAGCGUGAAGAGAGUGUUGUUUCAGAUGGGUGUUUUAUUUUACCGACUCCUUCUGUUGUAAUAUGUGUGACCUUCAUUCAGGCCAGUGAAUUUUUUGUUUGUUUGUUUUUUGUUGUUUUUUUUAAACAGAAGAUGGUGUUGUUUUGAAAUUCUUUGCCAGUCAGGCCUCAUUAGAAGUUGGCACACUUUGUACAUGUAUAAAAUAAAAUAAAAUUAAUAACAGCUCUUUUGCUAGUUUCUAACCAGACACUAAACCUGUGGUAGAUGCAGUAAUCACCAAAGGCGAGAUUAAAUGCUGAAAGGAGCAGAAGGAAUUUGACUUUUAUCUGCAGAUUGACUAAAUGUUUUAAUGGAACAGUGGCCAUUUCUUUUUGUUUUUCUUAUUAUUUUUUUUGACGACGUUUUCUUCAAGGUUAAAAAUGUACGAGGUUGCUAUUUUCAAAUGAAACUUUGUGUUUACACUUGGUUUCUGUAGUAUGCGCAUGAAUACAUGCAUGUUCACCAGAGCAUGUGUUUUUUUUUUCUUCUCAUCUUUCUUUUGGCUGCUCACGCUCACAUUUGAUAUCAGCCGCAUCAUUUCCAAUGGGGCAGUCCUUGACAAUCUUCUCAUUUCAGAGUUUUCUUAAAGGGAAUGGUGUACAGUGCUAUAUUUAUAUUUGAAAUGUGUUUAUGUUGGAAUUGAAAUCUUAAUUGAGUCGAUACACUUCAGUGUGGAUAUGAGUUCAUUUUAAUGUGUGAGCACACGUAAUGUAAUCGCUGUGCAGGACUGUUUUUAGUGAAAUGGUAAUUUAAUCACUAUAAAUAAAUGCAUAUUUUAUUGUA
Molecule: messenger RNA, 4313 nt
Organism: Oreochromis niloticus (Nile tilapia)
Lineage: Eukaryota; Metazoa; Chordata; Actinopteri; Cichliformes; Cichlidae
Product: glycoprotein-N-acetylgalactosamine 3-beta-galactosyltransferase 1-B
Exons: 4
Coding region: 600-1790 (396 amino acids)
Cellular component (GO): membrane
Molecular function (GO): N-acetylgalactosaminide beta-1,3-galactosyltransferase activity
Source: RefSeq, a predicted model, not a curated record